CCCCGGCCGGAUCAGAUGCACCUGCAUGCAACGAGGAGCACGCGCACAACAUUAACCCAUGAGCAGAGCUUCAGAGCUGUGUGCGACAAACAAACUGGCGUCUUCUUUGCUUUUGUUUUUAACAAUUUGCAACAGAACAGAAACCCUGGGUCCACUCCGUACCAGCACAUCAGAGCAGAUGGACCAGGUAUCCAACCGGUCAGGAGUGGGCAGUGAUGAUGAAGAGUUCACGUGGAGCUCUAAUGAAGACGAGCAGAGCUCCGACCCUCAGGGACAGUGUCUUGCUGCACCACAAACUCCCCUGCCGACAUACAAACAGAGGUUUGAUGAAUUUAAGAAGUUGUUCAAAGAACUGCCGGAGUCAGAGAGACUCAUAGUGGACUACCCGUGUGCCCUCCAGCGGGACAUCCUCCUUCAGGGACGCCUCUACCUCGCAGAGAACUGGCUCUGCUUCUACAGCAAUGUGUUUCGGGGUACAAAGAUUACACUGACCCUUAAAGACAUUGUGACUGUGACCAGAGAGAAAACAGCUCGGCUGAUUCCCAACGCCAUUCAGAUCUGCACGAACACAGAGAAGUUCUUCUUCACGUCCUUCGCGGCACGCGAGAAAAGUUACCUGUGUGUUUUCCGCAUGUGGCAAAACACACUGUUGGACAAGCCUCUGACCAGCUUGGAGUUGUGGCAGAUGGUUAAACAGCAUUAUGGGUAUGACCUGGGCCUGAGCCAUGAAGAGAUGGAGAGCUUACAGAUAUCAGCAGACUCAAGCAUGCAGACCAGCCUGACAGCGAGGCCUGGUGGUGAUGAUGGUAUAGGGAAGCUCGAGCGCCCCCCUUCCCUUCGCCUCCCUGGGAUGGAGCACGGGCCUUUAGAUGCUUCGACACCUCAAGGGGAGGACUUGCCUUCCCCUGUCAGCUCACAGAGCUCUCCCAUUUUGCCGGAUGACGCUCGUAGCACCCCGUCUCGGCGCAGCCCAGCUCCGUCGCUGGACCGCCUCGCCCCAGAACGGGUUUCCAAGCGCUCCUCGCUUUCUCUUGACCUUAACGCCAAUGAGAACGACCUGUCUGAACAAACUGGCUCAGAAAGCAUCGAGGAUGUGGAGGAGCGAGUGGGUUCGUCUCAGUUGCAGGGUCGACUUUAUCUAAACAAGGUGUUCCACAUCAGCGCCAACAAGAUGUUUGAGCUGCUUUUCACCGACUCCAGCUUCAUCCGCAGGUUCAUGAACGUCAGGAAGAUAACCAACGCCAGCUUUACUGCUUGGCAAAAAGAUGCCCCAGGAAACAUGAAGAGGAGUCUGAACUACACAAUAACCAUCAGCAACCCUCUGAUUGGCAAGUUCUCCACCGCUACAGAGAACCAGACGCUGUACAAAGAAUCCAGGGAUGGUCAGUAUUACCACGUGGACUCUGAGGUGUACACUCACGAUGUUCCCUAUCAUGAUUACUUCUACACGCAAAACCGGUACUACAUCAUAAGUAACUCGAAGCGAAAGUGUCGGCUAAGGGUUUAUACUGAUGUCAAAUAUAAGAAGCAGCCAUGGGGCCUGGUGAAGUCCUUCAUCACAAAAAACUCCUGGAGCGGCAUAGAAGAUUAUUUCAGACAGCUGGAGGCAGAGCUGCUGGAGGAGGAAGCAGAGAUCAAUCAAGGAGGUGGAGACACAGGGAAGAGCGGUGGGCUGCGGAGGAGGAGGCGGACUUACAGCCGGACUCUGCCUGAGCACAUGAAGCCCAACAAGCAGUUCGGGCAAGACCCCGAACAGCACAGAGAUGGCAACAUGGGACCUGUAGAAAUGAACGGGCCGCACGGAUGGAGCACAACGACAAUAGUGGCUGUGAUGAGUGUGAUCUUGCUGAUUCUGACGGUGAUGAAUCUGGGUCUGUUCUUCAAGUUGUGGGCCAUGGAGGACGUAGCGCACCGCAUGUACCUGAGCACAAAGCAUCGGCUGAGGGAGAGGAGCGAGGCCAGCUUGGCCUCUGAAUAUGGGCCCAGACCGGUACCGGGAUUUAGGACCGCAGAUGAUGCGCAGCUGCUGAAAAUUGUAUUGCAGGACUCAAUCAAGCUUUUAGAACAGCUGCGCAGCUCUCUGCUGGCGCUGCAGCAGAACUUUGCUUUGGCCAAUCACACAGCGGCACCGCAGUGAUGCUCCACACCUGGCAACCACAGAGUACCUGUCCCCUGUGGAGAGGAGCAAAAGACUGCAGUAGUGAACUGCCUCUGAGGAAAUCUCUGGUAUCCAGCGAUGUUGCGGUGUAGACGUCCCCAGACCCCUGUCAUGCCAUGUGUUGCCAGGGGUUACACUUCCCAAAGCCUGUGGCGGGGCAUCAGGUGCCAGAAUGUUUUAAAGAUGUGGACUGACUGCUGUGAAGAUGAAGUUACAUCAGUCGGCCGCACACGGAGCAGCAUGUUUAGACUUCUUUAGGAUGCUAUUGUCAGCUCUCUUAGCUGGCUUCUUUUUCACUCUUAAAUAGUGGCAUUGGGUUUCUGAAGACUCUUUACUGAUGUGCCUUCUUAUGUUGUGAUGAACUGAAAUACUUUUAUUUGUGUUUUACUCCAGGGAAGUGAAUCAAUAUUAUUUAAAAUAACUAUUUUCACUAUGUACAUUUUUGCACAUAUUUUAAUUUUUGCACAAGUGCCCUUUAGAUAUAUUUUAGUAUUUUUACUCUUCCAAUAAAAACUGUAGAAUCAGGGCCUCAAAUUUGAGUUUGUCCUAUCUUUUGUAAUCAUAAUAAUUUAUCUGUUUUUGUAUAUGUGAACUGCAGGAAUAGAUGCAACAUAAUUAACAAAUGCAAAUAAAAAAUAUUUUAUAAUACUGUAUAUGAGCCAAAUCUGGUGAGCAGAGAUACUGCUGAUGGUGGGCCUUGAGUUUUUUUUUUUUUAAAAAAGUAUGAUUUGCUGUAAUUUUGAGUACUAGGUGUAGGGUCAGUGCAACUAUCUCAGGUUUUCGUAGUACUUUUCUCUCACACUGUGAACACCAAAUGCAAAUUUGUUUUGUGAUUUCCAAAUUGACACUAACACUACAGUCGUUUUCUUUGUAUCAGUUGUUGGUGACAUGCCACUACAAUGACCUUGAGCCUGUUUGAUGUUUACAGUGUUGCCAUCAGCCUUGUCUGUGUGCGUACAUUUGUUCAGCCACUUAAAACCACUUCUACAAGCAACCAUUUAUGUAAAUUUGUUCCUGUAUUGUACAUUUUUUUGCCAUAUUGCAAUUCACUGUUUUAAUAAACAAGAUUUCUUGCCAGAA
This is a messenger RNA of Plectropomus leopardus (leopard coralgrouper), 3238 nucleotides long. RefSeq names its product GRAM domain containing 1c (gene gramd1c). NCBI's taxonomy places the organism in Eukaryota, Metazoa, Chordata, Actinopteri, Perciformes, Serranidae. Gene Ontology annotation, cellular component: endoplasmic reticulum membrane; plasma membrane; endoplasmic reticulum-plasma membrane contact site. The record is from RefSeq and is a predicted model, not a curated record. Gene Ontology annotation, biological process: intracellular sterol transport. Gene Ontology annotation, molecular function: cholesterol transfer activity; cholesterol binding.